AUGACCAUGAUAAAUAAAAUUCCGGGAGUACCAACACCAAUCAAAGAAGUCAGCCUAGACAGUUAUGCCGACUCACCCUAUGCCGAUCCCAUCGACGCAAUCGACAUCCCGAAGUGGUUUAGCCCACCCAAUAUGCUUAUGUAUGACGGAACAACCGACCCAAGGGAGCAUAUCUUAACUUACAAGCAGCGGAUAAUGACGAUCCUAGUCCCCAAACACAUGAGGGAACCUAGUCUUUGCAAAGGGUUCGGUUCGACACUGAUUGGACCCGCCUUGAAGUGGUUAACUAGCUUGCGGAACGGAUGCAUCACCUCUUUUUCUCAUCUUGACAGCAUGUUCAAUCAGCAGUUCGCCAGCAGCAGGUGUUUGGGGAAACAAACAAGCGACCUAUAUUGCGUGGUUCAACGUCCGGAUGAACCUCUGAAGGAUUACAAAACUCGGUUCAUUAGAGAGAAGGUGACUGUACCUCAAUGUGACGUCCCAACAGCAAUCAAAGCGUUCAGACAAGGACUGUAUGAUGAAACCGAUCUUUGGAGGGACCUGAUCAAAUACCUCUGCAAGACGUUUGAAGACGCUCAAGCCAAAGCAAUGGCCCAAGUCAGGUUGGAUGAGACUCUCUAUUCCAGAAAAGGAGCUAACGACUACACCAAGAUGGACAGGCGAUUAUCCUACCCCAUGAGAAACAAUGAUCGUCCUGCCCCAUAUCCCCGACCUCAACAUUUAGCAGUGGUGGAGGACGACGACGACUCCGACUGGAAGAACAGUCCAGACCUGCCCCCAAGGAUUAACGAAUAUUCUUUUUGUGUUGACAUUGUAGGUUUGAUGAACCACCUCUUGAAGAUGGGAAAAGUAGUGCAACGGCCGCCGAAGUCCAGUAAACCCGAAUCAAAGAAGGAUCCCUCAAAAUGGUGUGAUUUCCAUGCCGACAUAGCGAAGAGGCAUGCUCGAGAAAAUGAAAUAGACAGACCGGUCCGAGCCGUAGCCGCGAAGUACCUAACCCCUAUAUCUUUUGAUGAAUCUGAUGCAGGGGACAUCUCGGAUAAACAUCACGAUGGCUUGGUGAUAUCCAUCCCUGCUGGAAACUGCAUGAUCAAACGAGUCCUAGUUGACAACAGCAACUCGACCAACGUGAUGAUGCUCGACGCUCUCAAGGAAAUGGGGCUCAACCCAGACACAGAUGUCGUCAAAAAAUCCACCGUGUUGAUAGGAUUCAGCGGCGAGGCAAAGACCACCUUUGGAGAAGUUACCCUACCCGUUUAUGCCUAG
Messenger RNA from Spinacia oleracea (spinach), 1266 nucleotides. RefSeq lists its product as uncharacterized. Lineage: Eukaryota; Viridiplantae; Streptophyta; Magnoliopsida; Caryophyllales; Amaranthaceae. The record is from RefSeq and is a predicted model, not a curated record. Bases 1 to 1266 code for a protein of 421 amino acids. The transcript has 2 exons.